Messenger RNA from Pongo pygmaeus (Bornean orangutan), 327 nucleotides. RefSeq names its product fatty acid-binding protein 5-like. The record is from RefSeq and is a predicted model, not a curated record. Gene Ontology annotation, molecular function: lipid binding. Lineage: Eukaryota; Metazoa; Chordata; Mammalia; Primates; Hominidae. Bases 1 to 327 code for a protein of 108 amino acids. The transcript has a single exon.
AUGAAGAAACUAGGAGUGGGAAUAUCUUUGCGAAAUAUGGGCGCAAUGGCCAAACCAGAUUGUAUCAUCACUUGUGAUGGCAAAAACCUCACCAUAAAAACUGAGAGCACUUUGAAAACAACACAGUUUUCUUGUACCUUGGGAGAGAAGUUUGAAGAAACCACAGCUGAUGGCAGAAAAACUCAGACUGUCUGCAGCUUUACAGAUGGUGCGUUGGUUCAACAUCUGGAGUGGGAUGGGAAGGAAAACACAAUAACAAGAAAAUUGAAAGAUGCAAUCAGUGAUGGAUUGUGUCACGAACAAUGUCACCUGUACUCGGAUCUAUGA